Messenger RNA from Exophiala xenobiotica, 1137 nucleotides. RefSeq lists its product as uncharacterized. Gene Ontology annotation, biological process: ceramide biosynthetic process. Gene Ontology annotation, cellular component: membrane. Gene Ontology annotation, molecular function: sphingolipid delta-4 desaturase activity. The record is from RefSeq and is a predicted model, not a curated record. The coding region runs from base 1 to 1137 and encodes 378 amino acids. The transcript has a single exon. Lineage: Eukaryota; Fungi; Ascomycota; Eurotiomycetes; Chaetothyriales; Herpotrichiellaceae.
AUGUCCACUGCUACCGAAACCCAGUCUCUCCGCAAGACUCACCGCAUAAAGAGCCCCUCCAUGUCCGAGAAGAAUGUUCAACUGAGAAGAGAAGGCUCAGGUUAUGUUGAAACGUCCACGGAAGACAGAUUCUUCUGGACAUAUACGGAGGAGCCACAUCGAACCCGCCGCCAGGCCAUCAUCAAAGCACACAAAGACGUCCUCCAGCUUUGCGGACCAGAACCGCUCACGAAAUACCUAGUACUUGCAGUCGUGCUGCUACAGAUUGCCUGUGCAAGCCUACUGAGGAACAGUUCUGUGUUCUCCUGGCCGUUCCUCCUCACAGCCUACGUCGUUGGAGCCACUGCAAAUCAGAACCUCUUCCUGGCAAUACACGAGAUCAGUCACAAUCUCGCCUUCCGAACGCCGGUCUACAACAGGCUCUUUGCCAUCUUUGCCAAUCUUCCGAUUGGCUUACCCUACUCUGCUGGUUUCCGGCAGUACCAUUUGACUCACCACAAAUCGUUGGGCGUCGAUGGCGUCGAUACCGAUCUGCCUACGGCGCUUGAAGCCGUGUUCUUGGACUCAGUGCUGGGAAAGGCCUUUUUUUGCACGUUCCAACUGAUUUUCUACGCAAUCAGACCCAUGAUGGUGUAUAAGAUACCGUUUGGCCCGAUCCAUUAUUGCAACAUUGCUGCACAGAUCAUCUUCGACAUUCUCAUCCUUCGAUAUCUUGGUCCGAAUGCUCUCAUCUAUCUCGUCAUGAGCUCAUUUUUGGCUGGCUCUCUUCAUCCCUGCGCAGCUCACUUCAUUUCUGAGCACUACGUCUUCGCCAAAUCCACCUUGGUGAACGGCAAGAUGCCAAAAGACGUGCCCAUUCCCGAGACAUUUUCAUAUUAUGGACCACUAAACAUCCUCACCUAUAAUGUUGGUUAUCAUAAUGAGCACCACGAUUUCCCUGCAAUACCUUGGACCAGGUUACCCAAGGUGUAUGAGAUCGCUCGGGAGUUCUAUGAGCCCCUGCCGUGCCACAAGAGCUGGCCCUUAGUGUUGUGGCAAUUCAUAACUGAUAAGGAGGUGGGGAUGUGGUGUCGUGUGAAGCGAGCAGAAGGUGGAAGGAUUGUUGGAGGAUGGCAGGAUGGAGAAGUACAGAGUUGA